Colletotrichum fioriniae is the source of this 4410-nucleotide messenger RNA. NCBI's taxonomy places the organism in Eukaryota, Fungi, Ascomycota, Sordariomycetes, Glomerellales, Glomerellaceae. The record is from RefSeq and is a predicted model, not a curated record.
AUGGCACAGAAAAACCAAACUGCCAGCAGUUCUGACGACCAAUCUGCCAGCGCCACACCGUCUGCACAAGACGCCUCGGAUUCCACGCAGCCUGCCACUUCGGGCGCGUCGACAUCCAAAGCAGCAUCUGCCGCCCAGAAAUCACAUCAGACUGAGCUUGACGCCGCCCUUCGCAACGCUCAACCCACGAUCAAGUCUUCUGCCAUGGGUUUGGAUCAGUCUUCAAAGGACGCUGCCGCUUUCGAAGCUGCGAACCCUUACGGGACGCGGUCACGAAACCGCACUGGCUCAUCGCGCCCAAACUACGCCGAGGACAAGGAUCUCGAUGUCGACAUGUAUGAUUACGCCCCAGAGAAGAAGGAUCAAGAGUCCAAGAAAUCGGCGCGUCACAGUAAUGUGUCGGCCGCGUCCAUCCAAGAGAACGCGCGACCCAACGGCUCAACCCGCAAGGCCCUGCCAUCUGACGACACAAAGUCGACCGUCCCUCAGAACGGAGCAAAGGACGUGCAGCCAGCAAAUGCCACCCCGACCACGCAAACACUGGCUUCGACAAACUCGACGCAACCCUCAAAAAAGCGCAAGGCUGCUUCACACGCCGCAGCUGCGACUUCUCAGGCUCAUGCUUCUGCGACGGCAUCGUCGUCUGGCGCCAGCACAGUGGCAUCACGAAAAACGGCGUCGGGCCCUUACGCUAGCUCUUACGCAGAGACGAACAUGCUCAGUUUCGAGAACUCCGGUGCAGUCCCCAGAGAUGGCAAGUUGGUGGCGGAUGACGGUACCGUGCUAGCACCCAAUGACAAUGUCUAUCUCGUGUGUGAGCCCCCGGGCGAGCCAUACUACCUGGGUCGCAUCAUGGAGUUUCUCCACAUGCAGAAUAACAACAAAAAGCCGGUGGAUGCACUUCGCAUCAAUUGGUUUUACAGACCUAAGGAUAUCGGCAAGAAGGUUAAUGACACCCGACUGGUGUUUGCGACGAUGCAUUCCGAUAUCAGUCCUUUGACGGCCUUGCGUGGUAAGUGCCACAUCCUGCACAAGGCGGAAAUUCCCAACAUGGAUGAAUACCGAAAAAUCUCGGACAAUUUCUGGUACGAAAAAUUGUACGACCGCUACAUCCAGAAAAAUUACGAUCUGAUCCCUACGUCGACAAUCGUGAACGUGCCUGAGAGGGUGAAGAAAGUGCUAGACGAACGCUGGAAAUUCGUUAUUGUGGAGCAGGGCCGCGGAAAAGAGUUCACUAGUGCGGUGAAGUCCUGCAAGCGAUGCAGCGGCUACUGUGCAAGCAAUGACUCGGUUGAUUGUGCUGUGUGUAAGAAGACAUACCACAUGAACUGUGUCAGGCCGCCCCUGCUCAAGAAACCCUCCAGAGGCUUCGCUUGGUCCUGCGCUGCUUGUAGUCGCGCGCAGGAACGGAAAUUAGAAGCUCGGCACACUCCUAACCCGAACAGUCUCAAGGAGAAUGCAGGUGAUGCGGAUGAUGAGGACUUGUACGACGACGAUGAAGACGAGAUGCAAAUUGACACCGAACGGACGAGUCCUGCCGAGGACGACGACGCCCAUCGUACCGGCACUGCAGAGCAAAUUUACCAAGCCAGCCUGUGGCCUUGGCGCUACCUUGGGAUGCACUGCAGGCCCGAAGAUGCCCUUGAUUACGAUGACCGAAUCUACCCCCGCGCAAGCACUCGCAUAGGCCCCAAACAUCAGGCGCCUGUGCUUCCUUGGCCCGGCCAGCCUGUACAGUAUCAAAAGCCUCUGGAGUUCAAGAGGACGGGGAAGAAGGGACCUGGGCUUUCAAAAGAAGCGCUUGCCGCCUUGGAGGCUGAGAAGAUCCGACGCGAGAAGCGUCCCAAGUGGGUUCAAGAUGAACCUUCAGGUUAUGUGGCGAGAGGAGAGGACGACGACCCCGACGACCCGAACGCCACAGCUACGCGCAUUUGGGUGCCUCCCCCAGCAGGUGAGAAGAAUACUGGAUGGGAAGCCAAGCUCGACCGGUACAUGAAAAAAGCAGAAGAGUUGACGGCCAAGUUUGGUCUGGCGAAAAACUCGACUAACUUUCAUGAUAUUGCUUUGGCAACGUACUACAGCAGUGGAUAUGAUGAAGAUCACGCACUGAAGGCUCUGUCGGAAGUCAACAAGGCGACUUUCAAGGAACCCGACCUGACGGCCACGGAACAGAAGAGGUUCGAGGAAGGUGUCAGCAAGUACGGGUCCGAGCUUUAUCUCGUCAAGCGACAUGUCAAGUCUCUUUCGCCCGGAGAGAUCGUACGAUAUUACUACAACUGGAAGAAGACCCCGCAAGGCAAACAGAUUUGGGGGAAUUUUCAGAACAGAAAAAGCAAGAAGGAAGCCAAGAAGGCCGAGGUUGCCGCAAGCAAGCUGCAAGAUGAUAUCGCCGACGAUGCAGACGACUCUGCGUUCGAUUGCGACAAGGCGGCAAGCAAAAAGAAGAGCUUCGUGUGCAAGUUCUGCCAUACCAAGUAUUCCAGGCAAUGGAGGCGGGCUCCGAAUGCGUCGGGAACACCAGUCAGCGAGGGCAAGAAUUCCAACAAGGACAAAGGCCAGUACAUCAAUGCACUUUGUCGCAGAUGCGCAGAGCUCUGGCGGCGUUAUGGUAUUCAAUGGGAAGAAAUGGACGAGGUUGCCAAAAAGAUCGCUCAAGCAGGUGGUCGAGCCUGGAAGAAAAGACAGGACGAGGAACUGCUCAAGGAGCUUGAGGCAGCCAAGGAAAUGCAUACUUACUGGAACACCCCUCCGCCAGUCAUCGCUCCAGAGCCGGUUGUGGCAGUUCCAGCGGCACCUUCGAGCGAACCUCCGCGGAAGAAGCUCAAAGGAGCACCCCCAGAGAGAGACUCGGAGUCGCUCGCCUCAGACUCAGCUCCUGCUGCCGCUCCACCGAAGAAGAAGGAAAAGGCGGUCGAGAAAGAGAAACCAGCGCCCCCACCGGUUCCAGAAAUCCCGAAGCCCAAGACUAUGCCUUGCGCAAUUUGCAACCAGUUGGAGCCCUUGGGAGAUCAGCAUCUGUCGUGUAAGGAAUGCAGACUGACAGUCCACCGCAACUGUUAUGGAGUCUUCGACAACAGGCACCCCGGCAAAUGGACCUGCGACAUGUGCGCCAAUGACAAGAGCCCACAGGUCUCGAUCCAAUACAAGUGUGUCUUGUGCCCAAUUGAACAUACGGAGCAUGACUUCGUUGAGCAGCCCAAAAUCUCUACUUCCAAGAAGAAAUCAGAGAAGGAAAAGGAGCGCGAGAGAGUGGAACGAGAGCAGGCACAAAAGGCUGCCGACUACUACAAGAAGAAGCAGGAGGAUACCAACCGCCCAGUCAACCCCAGGGAGCCUUUGAAACGGACCGCAGAUAACAACUGGGUUCAUGUCACCUGUGCUGUUUGGACACCCGAGGUCAAGUUUGGCAAUGCUAAGGCAUUGAGUCCAUCUGAGGUUCAUGUUGAAUGCGCUCGCCAAAAGGGUUACCUCCUCGGCUUUGACAUCACUCCUGUAAAGGGGUCUCGCCGUGACCAGUUCAAUCUCGUCACCAUCAAUGGCGAAACUGGUGUCAUGUCAGCCACGGUAUGGUGCAAGGAGCACGUUCCAACAAAGAGCGUUAUCCAUCAGAUGCACGACAUUGUUGACGAGGAUGGUCUCACUGCUCUACAGUUCUAUGUGCAGAGCUACAAACAGGCAGAUCUCACCUUGACUGGCACAGUCAGAAAGGCCAACCUGAUGACGAAUGCUGCGAAGAUGGGAGGUAUUCCUGUGACGCCCAGCACUCGGCGAGCAUCAACCACUACGGCACCUUCUAACGUAGUUUCUCAGAGUGCGAACAGCGAAACCACGAGCACCCACCAAGCAGGAGAGAAAAUAUGCAUCACCUGUGGCAUCGACGUCGCUCUCAAGUGGUGGCCUAUUGAGAACUCUGAUGAGCGGGAACUUACCAAUGGUCACUAUGGAAGCCUUGGCUCCGAGGCUCAGAAAUUUGUCGAGCAGAGAAAGUUCCAAUGUCACAAGUGCCGCAAAUUGAAGAAGAAGCCGGUUCCCCAUGUACCCAAAGAACCAUCUCCAGUCAUCGAGGCUGCUGCGAGAUUGGUGCCACCUCCACCUUUACCGGUUGUUCCUCCGCACCACGCUCUCGUGGCCCCUCCUCCACCCUUGAGGAGCCCACCAACGACCGGCGCAGAGGCCAGAGCUCGAAGCCUCUCUUCGUAUGCCUGGGUUGCUCCGGCACCUCCUCCACCGCCGCCUGCCUCACAGCCUGCGGCUCCGCAUCCGGCGCCUCUCCUCACCAAGCUCCGGGCCCCUAUGGCCCUCCGCCGGCACCAAGAUACGAGUGGAACAGUCGCCCUCCUCCGCGUCAUGGAUCACCACCACAGCGUCCUAUUUUCCAGCCGUUGGCCAACCUACGUCCUCCGCCAAUGA